Molecule: messenger RNA, 1368 nt
Organism: Thyridium curvatum
Lineage: Eukaryota; Fungi; Ascomycota; Sordariomycetes; Thyridiales; Thyridiaceae
Exons: 4
Coding region: 1-1368 (455 amino acids)
Biological process (GO): transcription elongation by RNA polymerase II; poly(A)+ mRNA export from nucleus; post-transcriptional tethering of RNA polymerase II gene DNA at nuclear periphery
Cellular component (GO): transcription export complex 2
Molecular function (GO): double-stranded DNA binding; RNA binding
Source: RefSeq, a predicted model, not a curated record
AUGGAUUCGCUUUUUCGCGACUUUGGCGAGGCAACCUCGAAGCGUGCGGGAUAUCAACUUGCCAGCACUUUCACGCCCGAGGCCCCGUCCAGUGACCCUGAUCGCCUUCUGAAGAUCUGGCGCAGCACGAACUAUCAUGAGGCCAGGAACCUUAUCAAACGCAACAUUCAACGAGCAACAUCGUCCACGGGGCUUUCCAGGUCAACAGUAGAGGGAUGGGUGGAAGUGUACUAUCUAUUUUGGAAGGCAAUCGGAGAGAUCCUGACCGUGACUGGUCAGCUUGGCGACAAUGACACGACCUCAUGGACCAAAGUGUUCGAGACCUGGAGGGAUCUGACCACUGCCAUAACUAGAGGCUACACUAAUCAUGGCUUUGAGGCCUGGUCCAUACCCUGCGUCUACGUCAUCGGCAAGUAUCUGAGGAUAUUCGCGAUCAAAGCUGAUGACGAGAGGAGCAAGAACGCCAAUGACCAAGGCGCCUCUUUCCAGGACGAUUUCGACCCUGAGACAGAGAAGCACCAGCAUCUUGAAGACUGUGCAAGACAACUGAACCGCAUCUUCACUCUGUGCUUGAGCGACCGAACCCCGGAUCUUGCCGAGUCAAGGAAAUGGGGCAUUUAUGGCGUCAUCAACCUUCUCUUCAAGACAUAUUUCAGGUUGAAUUCAGCCAGCCUCUCCAGGAAUGUCCUCAAAGCACUGAAUGCUUACCAGGGCGAUAUGCCAGCUCUUGACUCAUUCCCGCUUUCGCAGCAGGUGACCUUCAAAUACUACCAGGGUGUGCUGUUCUUCCUUGAGGAGAACUACACAGAGGCAGAGAAGCAUCUGACCGCCGCAUGGAUGCUUUGUCACAAAGAUGCCAAACGAAAUCAAGAAUUGAUCCUAACCUACCUCAUUCCAUGCCAUCUACUCACCACUCAUACCCUACCCACUCAAGAGCUUCUCAGGCCCUAUCCUAGACUGCAGGCUCUUUUCGGCCCGCUCUCGCAAUGCAUCAAGAAGGGUCAGCUGCACAACUUUGACCUAGCACUUCAAGAAGGCGAGGAGGAAUUUGUCAAGCGCCGGAUCUACCUAACUCUAGAACGAGGCCGUGAUAUCGCCCUGCGAAACCUGUUGCGCAAAGUCUUCAUUGCUGGCGGCUUUGAGGAAGCCAAGGAGCCUGGCGCGUCACCAAUGAGGCGGACUCGAGUACCUGUCGCAGAAUUUGCCGCGGCUAUCAGUCUAGGCAGUCAAGAGAGGAUCGAUGGGGAUGAGGUCGAGUGCCUGCUAGCCAACAUGAUCUACAAGAACCUCAUGAAAGGCUACAUACAUCGUGAGAGGGGCAUUGUUGUAUUGAGCAAGGCUGGUGCGUUCCCUGGUACAGGUGUCUGA